GCUCAUUCUGUUACUCACCAUCGAACCGUUCGGACGUCGCUGCGCAACUCAAUUGUCGUGUUCCGGUUUUUGGUGUUCACUUGAAGCUCGUUUAACGCUCGUUCGUUCCAGAGUGAAGAAUAUAAUACAGAUAAAAAGCAAAUUUAACUGGACUUAAAGUGCUAACGGAAUUCGUAAUCGUAUUUGUGCAGUGCUCAUCUAGUCCACCCACAACAACAACAACAACUACACCAGUGUAUCCCCCCUAUUUAAACAAACUGUCGCAAAUGCGACGCAUAUCCAAGUAUCCAAGUAUCCAAGACUAAAGUUAUAGUAGUAUCUGAAGUCUAGGAAACUCAGACACUCACACACCCACACACACACUUACAGCAAUGGCUACCAAUACAGAGCUGCUGCCCUUCCAUCAUCAGACAACAAUCUCGCUACAGACAGCAGCCGCCCUCACUAACUAUCAUGGCGGUGGCGCCGGAGGAGGCAGUGGUGGCGGCGGCGGUGGCGGUGGAGGAGGAGGUGGAGCUACAGCUGGUGGCUCGGCGGCUGCUGCAGCUGCGGCUGCCUGGAACCGAGACGAACUGUAUCAACAGACUGAGCUGCCCGGCUUGACACGCAACGCCCACCACCUGCUGCGCUUUACGCCCUAUGCACUGCACCAUCGGCCCCAGCUGCAAACAUUGCCACCUGCGCUCUACUUGCAACAUGCGGCUGCCGCGGCGGCAGCAGCAGCCGCAGCCGCUGCAGCAGCACAUGCCCAGCAUCAUCAUCACCAUCAUCAUCAUCUUCAUCAUCAGCACAGAGCCGCCUCGCCGGAGAGUCCGCCGCCCGUGGAGGGCACACACAUUAGCAACCUAUUUCCGGAGCUACUGGAGCAGAUCUUUGAGCAUCUGCCGGUGCGAGAUUUGGGGCGGGCCGCACAGGUGUGCACCGCCUGGCGGGAUGCAGCCUAUGCGAAGAGCGUGUGGAAGGGCGUCGAGGCGAAACUACAUCUGAAGCGCUCCAGUCCCAGUCUCUUCAAUUGCCUCGUCCGACGGGGAAUCAAGAAGGUUCAAAUCCUAUCGCUGCGCCGCUCGCUCAAGGAUCUGGUCGUGGGCGUGCCGGCGCUGACAUCGCUGAAUCUCAGCGGCUGCUUCAAUGUGGCCGACAUGAAUCUGGGUCAUGCGUUCAGCGUCGAUUUGCCGAAUCUGAAGACCCUGGAUCUCUCGCUCUGCAAACAGAUCACGGACACCAGCCUGGGCCGGAUUGCACAGCACCUGAAGAAUCUGGAGACGCUCGAGCUGGGCGGCUGUUGCAAUAUCACGAACACAGGACUGCUGCUGAUCGCGUGGGGUCUGAAGAAGCUGCGCCAUUUGAAUCUGAGAUCCUGCUGGCACAUCAGCGACCAGGGCAUCGGCCAUCUGGCCGGGUUCAGUCGGGAGACGGCCGAAGGAAAUCUGCAGCUGGAAUAUCUGGGCCUGCAGGACUGCCAGCGUCUGAGCGAUGAGGCACUGGGUCACAUAGCACAGGGUUUAACCUCACUAAAGUCCAUCAAUCUGAGCUUCUGCGUUUCGGUGACGGACAGCGGAUUGAAGCAUCUGGCCCGCAUGCCCAAGCUGGAACAGCUGAAUCUGCGCUCCUGCGACAACAUCUCCGACAUUGGCAUGGCCUAUCUGACGGAGGGUGGAAGUGGCAUCAAUUCCCUGGACGUGAGCUUCUGCGACAAGAUCAGCGAUCAGGCACUCACCCACAUUGCCCAGGGUCUGUAUAGGCUGCGUUCGCUCAGUUUGAAUCAAUGCCAGAUUACGGAUCAGGGCAUGCUGAAGAUAGCGAAGUCGCUUCAUGAACUGGAGAAUCUCAAUAUCGGACAAUGCAGUCGGAUAACGGACAAGGGAUUGCAAACACUGGCGGAGGAUCUGUCCAAUCUGAAGACGAUCGAUCUCUAUGGCUGCACGCAGUUGAGCUCGAAGGGCAUCGACAUCAUCAUGAAGCUGCCCAAGCUGCAGAAGCUCAAUCUGGGCCUGUGGCUGGUCAGAUGAUGCGUCCAUCAUGAUUGCAAUGCCUGCGCAGCGGCCGAGGCAGAGAAGUCGGCGCAGGCGAACGCUUAGGAUGCAGACAUCUAUGUCUAUGUCUCUCUCACUCUCUCUGAGUGUGGUGUCUGUGUGUGUUUGUGUGCGUGUGACUUUAGCUGAGGCUUCUUUUUGACUUUGUCUUCCUACUCGUCUCCUUCUACCUGCGUGCCGUGUUGCAUGUCUGACGUUGAAGGCAAGGCACGUAAUUACACACACCAGCACACACAGAAACACAUACAUACACACAGAGAGCUGAGCAGACAACUAAGUAAAGUA
This is a messenger RNA of Drosophila arizonae, 2318 nucleotides long. RefSeq names its product F-box and leucine rich repeat protein partner of paired (gene Ppa). Gene Ontology annotation, biological process: SCF-dependent proteasomal ubiquitin-dependent protein catabolic process. NCBI's taxonomy places the organism in Eukaryota, Metazoa, Arthropoda, Insecta, Diptera, Drosophilidae. Gene Ontology annotation, cellular component: SCF ubiquitin ligase complex. Gene Ontology annotation, molecular function: protein binding. The record is from RefSeq and is a predicted model, not a curated record.